AUGCUAUUACAGCGUGAGGCACUCUCGAGUUCAGAGUUGAGUUCUGGCGCUGGCCCUACUGUUGUCUCCCCUUCAAAGGCGCCUCAGCAGUCCAAGAAGCCGCAGAAUGGCCCCACCAUCACCGACCACGUCCUCUCUUUGGCGGCAGCCACCAAGGAGAGGCGUGGCAUCUCGCUGGCAGCCCUGAAGAAAGCGCUGACGGCCAAGGGUUACGAUGUGAACCGCAACAACGCUCGCGUCAACCUGACGGUACGCCAGCUAGUGCAGAAGGGCUCGCUGGUGAAGACGAGCGGCCACGGCGCCGCCGGCUCCUUCAAGCUGAACCGGCUGGCGGCUCCCAAGCAAGGAAAGAAAGAGGCAACCCGCAAGAAGGUGGCUUGGCGCACUCCUACCCCUUCCAAGAGGACGCGGAACAGGAAGAGGAGUCCAAGGCGCCAGACUAAGCCACGGAAGACCACCGCACGCCCCCUCAAGCGCCGGCCCAAAACGGGUGCCCGGCCCCGCGCCAGAGCCAAGGCUCGUUCCCGCCUCAAGCGUAAAGUAGGCAGGGCUCGGACGGCACGGGUCUAUCGCCGGUACAAAUCGGCUAAAGGCAAGAGAGCGAAUCGCGGACGGACCCGGCAGCCAGUGGGGCGCCAACGGCAACUCGGACCCCGGCGCUACUAG
This is a messenger RNA of Hypanus sabinus (Atlantic stingray), 666 nucleotides long. RefSeq names its product histone H1-like. Lineage: Eukaryota; Metazoa; Chordata; Chondrichthyes; Myliobatiformes; Dasyatidae. Gene Ontology annotation, biological process: nucleosome assembly. The record is from RefSeq and is a predicted model, not a curated record. The transcript is spliced from 3 exons. The coding region runs from base 1 to 666 and encodes 221 amino acids. Gene Ontology annotation, molecular function: DNA binding; structural constituent of chromatin. Gene Ontology annotation, cellular component: nucleosome.